Messenger RNA from Chrysochloris asiatica (Cape golden mole), 1626 nucleotides. RefSeq names its product transducin (beta)-like 1X-linked (gene TBL1X). The transcript is spliced from 14 exons. NCBI's taxonomy places the organism in Eukaryota, Metazoa, Chordata, Mammalia, Afrosoricida, Chrysochloridae. The coding region runs from base 46 to 1626 and encodes 526 amino acids. Gene Ontology annotation, cellular component: histone deacetylase complex. Gene Ontology annotation, biological process: regulation of transcription by RNA polymerase II. Gene Ontology annotation, molecular function: transcription corepressor activity; protein binding. The record is from RefSeq and is a predicted model, not a curated record.
GGCUCCCGCUUCGUAAAGACCUCAUCGCCGUGAGGUGAGGCUAAGAUGAGCAUAACCAGUGAUGAGGUGAACUUCUUGGUGUAUCGAUAUCUCCAGGAGUCAGGUUUCUCCCAUUCGGCCUUCACGUUCGGGAUCGAGAGCCACAUCAGCCAGUCCAACAUCAACGGGACGUUGGUGCCGCCAGCCGCGCUCAUCUCUAUCCUCCAAAAAGGGCUGCAGUAUGUGGAGGCCGAGAUCAGCAUCAACGAGGACGGCACGGUGUUCGACGGCCGGCCCAUCGAAUCGCUGUCGCUGAUUGACGCUGUGAUGCCCGACGUGGUGCAGACGCGGCAGCAGGCCUUCCGAGAGAAGUUGGCUCAACAGCAGGCUAGUGCGGCGGCGGCGGCCGCAGCAGCAGCAGCAGCGGCAGCAGCAGCAACGACUGCCCCAGCAGCUGUGUCCCAGCAAAGCACACCAAAGAACGGAGAGGCCACGGUGAACGGGGAAGAAAACGGGGCACAUGCAAUAAAUAAUCAUUCUAAACCAAUGGAAAUCGACGGGGAAGUCGAGAUCCCACCCAACAAGGCCACCGUGCUUCGGGGCCACGAGUCCGAAGUGUUCAUCUGUGCCUGGAACCCUGUCAGUGACCUCCUUGCAUCUGGGUCUGGAGACUCUACCGCAAGGAUAUGGAACCUCAACGAGAACAGCAAUGGGGGUUCCACCCAGCUCGUGUUGAGACACUGUAUACGGGAAGGGGGCCAUGACGUUCCCAGUAACAAGGACGUGACCUCGCUGGACUGGAAUAGCGACGGAACACUCCUGGCUACGGGUUCCUACGAUGGCUUUGCCAGGAUAUGGACGGAAGACGGCAACCUAGCCAGCACCUUAGGCCAACACAAAGGCCCCAUCUUCGCCUUGAAAUGGAACAAAAAGGGAAAUUACAUUCUGAGUGCUGGCGUAGACAAAACAACAAUAAUUUGGGAUGCCCACACGGGAGAGGCCAAACAGCAGUUUCCCUUUCACUCAGCCCCCGCUCUGGAUGUAGACUGGCAAAACAACACGACCUUCGCCUCAUGUAGUACAGACAUGUGUAUCCACGUGUGCAGGCUGGGCUGCGACCGUCCCGUCAAAACUUUCCAAGGGCACACGAACGAGGUCAACGCAAUCAAGUGGGACCCUUCGGGGCUGUUGCUCGCUUCCUGUUCCGAUGACAUGACGUUAAAGAUCUGGAGUAUGAAGCAGGACACAUGUGUCCACGACCUACAGGCUCAUAGCAAAGAGAUCUACACCAUCAAGUGGAGCCCCACUGGGCCAGCCACCAGCAACCCCAACUCCAACAUCAUGCUCGCAAGUGCUUCGUUUGAUUCUACGGUUCGGCUGUGGGAUGUGGAUCGAGGUGUCUGCAUCCACACACUCACGAAACAUCAGGAGCCUGUCUACAGUGUAGCUUUCAGCCCUGAUGGGAAAUACUUGGCCAGCGGCUCCUUCGACAAGUGCGUGCACAUCUGGAAUACUCAGAGUGGAAGCCUUGUGCACAGCUAUCGAGGCACCGGCGGUAUCUUUGAGGUUUGCUGGAAUGCACGUGGCGACAAAGUGGGUGCCAGCGCGUCGGACGGCUCUGUGUGCGUUUUAGAUUUGCGGAAGUGA